AAUUGUGUGUUUUGGUGCAAGUGAUCGUUCUAUGUGCAUAUUCGAACACCACAUUGGCGGAUAAUAAUUACACUUCUUCAUGGGAAACGAACCUCAACUCUUUAGGAUUAUCCCCACUUUAUACAUUAUACAACAAGUGUGUGGAUAUAAAUGUCAAUAGAUCUAUUGAGGAAUGUCUCAGUACACAAUUGGUCAUUCUUCUUGACGAAAUGUUACAUCAACAACGGAUUCCUCUUAUCGAAGGUGUUCACCUUGUUGGUAAACAGCAGAGUUCAGGGAGAUCGUCUUCGGAAGAAAAUCCUUUAACAGAACAGACUCUGGAAUCGUUGCUACCAAAAAGCAUCGAUUCUCGACAAGAAAUUCUGGACAGUCUCAUGCUUUAUAAAUUGUUCAAUUUCUUCAAGACCCACAGACUUCAAGUUGAUUUACCUAGUGGUAGAGCCGCCCGAGCUAUGAAGAUAAAGAAGCUAUUGCUACCUUUCCUCAUGGGCGUGGUUCUGAAGGCCGUGUCCGUCGUCCCUAUUGUACUCAGCGUUAUGGGCGUCAUUGCAAUGCAGGCUCUGUUCGCUGGAAAGGCAGCUCUCAUUCUCACUGGACUUAUCGGUCUUCGCAAGUUUUUGCUGCAUGGUAACUACAAUGGACAAAACAAAGUUACGAACUACAUCCAUCACGAUCUGAACACAUCUCCUGGCCGCGGUGUGGCAAACCUAUUGCACAGUUUAGGAGUGGAUCACCAAUAUGACGGCUACGGAUACAAGGACUCUCACGAAGCAGUCAAUAGUCAGGGAAAUGGAUUGUAUGGACGCUCGUUCACAGAUUCACACAAUGGAUCCGUUAAUACAGAGAAACAGAGAUCCUCAGAACUGGAAGAACACAGAUUAACAACUACAGGAAGUCAUCGACGGAUCCAGAAUUUUCACUAUCCAGGUCUUACAAAAACAAUAGUCGUUUCUGCCUGA
This is a messenger RNA of Zootermopsis nevadensis, 959 nucleotides long. The record is from RefSeq and is a predicted model, not a curated record. Lineage: Eukaryota; Metazoa; Arthropoda; Insecta; Blattodea; Termopsidae.